Molecule: messenger RNA, 3365 nt
Organism: Haplochromis burtoni (Burton's mouthbrooder)
Lineage: Eukaryota; Metazoa; Chordata; Actinopteri; Cichliformes; Cichlidae
Gene: adra1aa
Product: adrenoceptor alpha 1Aa
Exons: 3
Coding region: 1362-2801 (479 amino acids)
Biological process (GO): cell-cell signaling; positive regulation of cytosolic calcium ion concentration; adenylate cyclase-activating adrenergic receptor signaling pathway
Cellular component (GO): membrane
Molecular function (GO): alpha1-adrenergic receptor activity
Source: RefSeq, a predicted model, not a curated record
GUAUUUAACAGAAGCAUUUUUGAAUUGAUAGUUUAUUUUAUUGAUAAAAAACUAUUUCUUCUUAAUUGAAUUUGCUGAAAGCGCUGAUGCAUAAGUGUGCAUAAGUAGCCAAAUAGCGUUGAUUUAUUCUUUGGUUUUAAUGGGGCUAAAUGUCUGGAGCAAACUGGUGAAGUGGUUAAAAUACACAUGAUUUAAGACAACUGUAUCCCUCCGAACAGCCAUAAGGCACGAUCGCGCUGUUAUGCUUGAUUUAUGUAAUGCUGUUUUUUGUUGUUUUUACACCCUCCCGUUUUUUAAAACCUCAAAUCUGAAGGAAAACUGCGAACAGAUCAUUUGAAUAUGAAGAACUGUUUUAAAUGUAGCUAUAAGGUUUCGGAAGAAAAAGCCAGCCAGCUCCCAUGCGUCUCACGCAUGUCUCUGUCAGUUUACUGAGGUGGAUGUGACUUUAUGUCAGGUGUAGUCCUGCACAGUGGCCUCAUCUUAUAGAGCUGGGAAUUACUCCGCACACCGGUGAAGAGGUUGAGAUUGCAUCUGAGUCACAAUCGCUGUUUACUCCUGGCCAAUUAAAGUAACAGCAGACACAGAGAAGCCAGGGUUGCUCAAGCUUUCCUCAACAAUAUUGCGGAUACCUCAGAAGCAGCUGCACAUCAGCCAUUGUUCUAUGGACGCCAAGAAGACAAAGCCUAUAUUUGGAGCCUAUUCUGCAGAGGAGAAAGAUGCUUGUAUCAGGAGGGACCUUCUGAAAAAGGCAGCUAACAAAAUGUAACCGAGCAAGACAGGCGCUGGACGUUACUGAAGCUGAAGCUGCGUUCAACACACAAGCCUGGAUGUUGAUUUCUCACCUGCUGCUCCCAGGAAAACUGGUUUCAACAGACUUUAAUUUUCAGUCCAAACAGUGAUUUUUUUCAUGUAUUUUUUUGGUUCAGAGAACAUUCAAAGACUUCCUAAAUCGCUCACCUCCAAUCUGUCUCUUGUAUUUGUAAUGCAUUUUUAACAGUGGUUUGUACCAGCUGCAUAAAAACAGUCAGUUUUAACAUCAUUAACAUUUUCAAGAUGGAUUACUCGAUUUUAGCUCAGUAGUUUUCGUUUGCAUAUAUUAUAUUUCUCUUUCAGUGGUUCUGCAUGCAACUUGUCCUUUUAUUUUCCUUGAUGCAUUGCCAACGUAAUGGCUCAUUUGCUCGAGGCAUCAUCAUUCAAAUUAUGUUUUGACAAGACAGACUUAAUGUGAUCAUUACUCUAAUGGCUUUUAUGAGAAUGGCCUGAUGUCUACUCUCUCUAGUAGUGAACUUAAAUAGGUGUGCGCUUCAGUCUACCACUUCUGCACAGGCCAGUUGUUGAGUACCAGCAUUGUACUGGAACUAAUGAUUCCUGUGCUGGACAAUAUGACCCCAGCUCCCCUGACACAGAACUGUUCCAACUGCAGCCACGUUUUAGUCCCAGAGCUCAAUGUGGUCAAGGCUGUGGUUUUGGGUCUGGUGCUUGGUCUCUUCAUUGGGUUUGGAGUCGUGGGAAACAUUCUGGUGAUCCUCUCGGUGGUUUGCCAUCGACACCUGCGGACAGUCACGCAUUAUUUCAUAGUUAAUCUGGCAGUGGCAGAUUUGCUGCUGAGCUCCACCGUACUGCCGUUCUCUGCCAUUUUGGAAAUCCUGGAUCGAUGGGUAUUUGGACGGGUUUUUUGUAAUGUUUGGGCAGCUGUGGAUGUGCUCUGCUGCACGGCUUCUAUCAUGAGCCUCUGUGUAAUAUCUGUGGACCGCUACAUUGGAGUAAGCUACCCCCUGCGUUACCCAUCAAUCGUUACAAAACGCAGGGCUUUCUUGGCACUGAUGCUGCUCUGGGUGCUGUCUGUCAUCAUAUCUAUUGGACCUUUGUUUGGCUGGAAAGAGGCACCGCCCGAGGACGAGUCCAUUUGUAAGAUCACAGAGGAGCCGGGCUACGCGAUCUUCUCUGCAGUGGGCUCCUUCUACCUUCCUCUGACCAUCAUACUGGUAAUGUACUGUCGGGUCUAUGUGGUAGCUCACAGAGAGAGCCAGGGCCUGAGAGAGGGCCACAAGACAGAGAAGUCAGAUUCAGAGCAAGUGAUUCUCAGGAUACACCGAGGCAAUGCAACUGUCUCAGAUGACGAGGCCCUUCGCAAUCGCACACAUUUUGCUCUGAAGCUGCUGAAAUUCUCUCGUGAGAAGAAGGCUGCCAAGACCUUGGGCAUUGUGGUUGGCUGCUUCGUGUUGUGCUGGCUCCCCUUCUUCCUGGUGCUACCCAUUGGUUCAAUCUUCCCUGCAUACAGACCUUCAGACACCGUCUUCAAGAUCACCUUCUGGCUCGGUUACUUCAACAGCUGCAUCAACCCCAUCAUCUACCCAUGCUCCAACCAGGAAUUUAAAAAAGCUUUCCAGAGUUUACUUGGAGUUCACUGUUUGAGGACGACUCCCAGACCACACCACCAUCAUCAGAGUCAGAUGCAGGGUCACGGCCAGCCCCUCACCCUGGGCCUCGACAGCAGGGGGCCUCCUUCUCGGCUCAGCCCCUCCUCCUCCAUGGCCCUCUCGAGAACUCCUUCCUCCAGGGACAGCCGGGAAUGGAAGGUCUUUUCUGGAGCCCCCGCGGGCGAUUCUGGACCAGCUGAAACGAGCAGAGCGAAAGUGGCCAAACUCUGCAAUAAAAGCUUACAUCGGACCUGCUGCUGCAUCCUCAGGGCCAGGACUCCCCCGCGGGAGUCCGGCUGCGCCCACCCCACCUCCACCAGAAACCUUCCCACCAUUAAAAUCCAUCAGCUGUCCCUAUCAGAAAAAGGAGAGCCAGUAUAGCCACUGUAACGCUUCAUCCAUUUGUUAUGAGUAGCCUUUCAAGUUCGCACAUGAGAAUAAAUGCCCUUUUCCUCCGUUAACAUCACAAUGGAAUGAGCUGGUGGUGAAAUAAUGGCUGCUUUUACAUUUCAAUUUCAAAUUUCAUCUCAGCUUUGAAAGCUUUCUGUGAUUUUUUUUUUUUUUUAAUCUUGAUGUUAUCACAAGAAAGCAGAUUUUUAGCUUUGCACUGCAAGAUACAGCUAAUAAGGGAAACGAUCAAAUCUGGGAAGUGCUCGUAUGAAGAAAAACCAAAAAGAGCAAAAGAUUUUCUAUAUGUUUACACAUUUUAUAUUCAAGAAAAGCAGUUGAAAUGUCUAAAGCUGUGACGAGGGGGGCUCUUAUAUAUUGCAUGAGUUCGACAAUAAUUUCUGAAAUGCUGAUCAGUGGUGCUCCUGUUGUCUCCAGAUUUUGCUUCCUGCUCCUGUGGUGAAAUUGUUGCUUGUGUACUGCUCUGUACACAGUGGAAACCGAGAGACCUCACAUACUUCUGUGUCACAUACAAUAAAUUUGUAAGACAUACUCCUA